AUGGUUUGUUUUAUAUUUAAGAAUGUUCCUCUUGUUUUAAUUCUGGAUAUUUAUCCUUAUUCGAGAAUGAUGUAUCGAUUUCGUAUUCGUUAUACACUACUACGUUAUGCUUUGUUCUGGAUUAUUUUUGUAUCACUUAUUGAAUUUUCCACAUUAUACUAUUAUAGUUAUAUUCAACGUCCAUCGUCCUCUUUAACAAUGGACAAAGUUAUAUUUCGAGAAAAUAAUAUUAAUAAUAAUACAUUAGUACCACAAAAAUUCAAUGAUAAUUCACAAUCAUUAUCUGAAACAGAAUCUACAUCAAUAAAUCGUUCAUUUAUAUUAUUAUUACGAAAAUAUGCUCAAACGAAAAAUAAUGAACAAUAUGUAUAUAAUGAACAUUUAUAUACGAGAGAAACACGUUAUAUACUUCUAGUACAAGUACAUAAAAGAUUAAAUUAUUUAGAUCUAUUCAUCCAUUCAUUGAAAGAUGUUGUAAAUAUAAAUAAAACACUAAUUAUUUUUAGUCAUGAUUAUAUUGAUACACAAAUAAAUGAUCAUGUUAGAAAUAUUACAUUUGCACCGGUGAUUCAAAUAUUUUAUCCAUAUUCUAAACAAUUGUAUCCCGAUGAAUUUCCUGGAUUAGAUCCACGCGAUUGUCCUCGUGAUUUACCCAAACACCAAGCAUUAUUUACACAAUGUAACAAUGGUAAUUCUCCAGAUAAAUAUGGUCACUAUCGAGAAAGCAAUAUUGUUCAAAUAAAACAUCAUUGGUGGUGGAAGCUUAAUUAUGCAUUUAAUUCUCUUCGUAUUCUUCAAAAUCGUACGGAUCUUUUGGUUUUAUUAUUAGAAGAAGAUUUUUAUUUAUCACCUGAUGCACUCGUCUUUUUACAGUUAAUGGAAAAUAAAAAACCACAACUUUGUCCAGAUUGUGUAUUUUAUACGCUCGGUAAUUUAGAAAAGUCUGGUAAACAAUUUAAUCGUGUUGGAGGAAAGGUAUCUAUUGCAUACUGGCAUGCACGUUAUAAUCUUGGAAUGACUAUUUCGUACGAGUUUUGGACACUUUUAUCAAAAUAUGCAGAAGAAUUUUGUAAUCUUGAUGAUUAUAACUGGGAUUGGAGUCUCGUUUAUCUUUCACAACACCGAUUUAACUAUCCAAAAGUUUUAUGGUCAUCAGCAACGCGACUUAUUCAUCUUGGAUCAUGGUAUGUACGUUAUAUCAUUAAAAGUCCUUAA
This is a messenger RNA of Didymodactylos carnosus, 1215 nucleotides long. The record is from the annotation of a GenBank genome assembly. Lineage: Eukaryota; Metazoa; Rotifera; Eurotatoria; Philodinida; Philodinidae.